CAGCGAUAGGAAAGCGUGAGGACUUGAGGAGCCGUCAGUUCAGUCAGUUCGUGUCGAGCCGCUGGAGACAGAGUCUCGUUUAUGAAUCUCAAUCCGGUUUGAUACUAUUAACAUUCUUACUUCGCUCAAUUUACACUAUUACGCGGUCCGCGAUAAAAAUUUGAUGGAUCCCGUGACGGAUGAAACGCGUUUGUGAAAUAAUGCGCAGUGUUUAUACUCGAGCGCAACCUUGGUCGAACAAAAGAAAAAGCAAAACAAAGAGCGUCAACGAGUGACCGCUACGUGACUGAUCUACGUUAACUCUGCGAACGAGUACACACGAUGGCCUGCAGAAUGGUCGGUCAAUGGUGGAUAAUUUUGUCAAUAAUCAUCUUGACGGGCAAUGGUUUCGAGAUUCGAUGCCCGGAACAAUCGUGUCGCUGUUAUGGUGGCCAAUACAGCGAUACUGUGAUACAGUGUCCGAUUGGGAAUAAUUCAGCCUUCAUCGUGAAUGUUGACGCGUACAAAUUUAUUCAGAUACAAUGUCAGAGCAGCCCCGAGUGGUCAGACUUCCACUUGACCAACUUGUUCCCCGCGCACAACAUAGAAUCCACACAUUUCCGGAUGUGCGAUUUGCCAACGAAUUCCAGCCUAGGCGAAAUCAUGCGCAAGCUUGGCGCGGAGAACGUGACGAGGCUGGUAUUCCAAAAGUUUGAUAGCUUGAACACGAACCUGACCAGAAAGCACCUGGGCGGGUUCCCAGAGUUGAAGAAUCUGGUUCUAUCGACGAACAACAUCGCCAACAUCAACAACGACCUGUUCGCCGAUGUUCCCAAGCUCAUUUGGCUCGAUCUGAGGGAUAACAACGUGCGUUUGCCCCUGGGCGUCUUCAAGAACGUACCGAACUUGAAGAUCCUCGAGCUGGGUCGCAAUAGAAUGACUAGCAUCGAGCCAGGUGUGUUCGACGACUUGGCAAAUCUGCAAUUGCUGAACUUGUGGCAGAACAUGUUCACGGAGAUUCAACCAGGCGUCUUCGACAAGCUCGUGUCCUUGAAAUCUUUGGAUCUCAAUUCUAACGACUUGCUCACCUUGCCAGAAAAUAUUUUUGAGAAGCUUGAGAACUUGGAGGUGUUGAAUUUGUUUGGGAACAACUUUACGUCGUUGCCAGUGGGUUUGCUGAGACACAACACUAAGCUGAGAACCGUGCUUCUUUAUGGUAACAAGAAAAACAUGACGACUUUGCCUGAAGGAUUGUUCGCCAAUCUGACAUACCUGGAAGCGGUGCAGCUUAGGAGCAGUGGACAUGUCACGCUGCCAGAGAAUCUGUUUUGGGGCUGUCAUUCGUUGAAGAAUAUCAGUUUGGAGAGGAAUUAUCUGACGUCGCUUCCAAAGGACAUUUUCAGAGGCUUGCACGAGCUAUCCCUGCUGGACCUUUGGUACAACGAGCUAACGUCACUCCCUGACGACAUUUUCUUGGACACUCCGAAUUUGAUCAGGUUGAAUUUGUCUCAAAAUCACAUCACUUCGAUAUCUAGGAAGCUUUUCAGACGUUUAAAAUCGCUACAAGUAUUAGAUAUGAAGGGGAACAAGUUGAAGAUAAUAGAAGACACUAGCUUUAAUUCUCUCGAGAGCCUACGAAUUGCGAUAUUUUCUGACAAUCAGCUCUCGUUUAGCAAUUUGUUGUCAUCUCGUCGUCAUGAAUUUGGAAGGAUAUCGCCGUUCCAGACUUGUACCGAUCUAGAAGAAUUGCAUCUAGCGCGAAACGAAAUCUCUGAAAUAUUCGGAGAUUGGAUUUUAAACACCUCGAAUUUGAGACUGUUGGAUCUCAGUUACAACCAGAUAUCUAACAUAUCGACUUUAGAUCUGCAGUUUAUUUCCAAAAAUAUUAAAGUGGAUCUAACACAUAACAACAUACGACACAUCAAUCUGAAAGAUGCUGAAACGAUAGCUGGUUAUCAAAGCAGCCAGCGCGACGUAAUAAUACUAAUCGAAGAUAAUCCCAUAGUUUGCGAUUGCGAUUUGUACGAUUUCCUUCGUUAUUUGAACGGAGAAAUGCAUCCCAACGUACAAAACUACUUCCACAUAAUACCAGGAGACUUGAAAUGCAAAAGUCCAGAAUGGAUUGAAAGUAUAACCAUGACAGACUUGAAGUUACAAUCAUUCAAGUGCCAAGUAGUUGAACCCUGUCCAAAACAUUGCACGUGUUGGAAGAAACCGUACGACAAAACAUUCUUGAUCGACUGUUCCUACAAAAAUCUAACAAGUGUACCGCGUAAUAUUAGAACUUUACCUUCUUAUCAAGUCGAAUUAAACAUGACUGGAAAUAAAUUGAACAAAAUGUUGCCUCUGACAGACAUUGGUCUGACAAAUGUUUCUGUUUCCAAACUGCUCUUAUCGAACACUGGUAUAUCUAACAUAACAUUGGACGAAUUGCCAUCGAGUAUAGAGGUCUUGGAACUGCAUAAAAAUAACAUCAGCAAAAUAGAUUCCAACGUUUUGCACUUUAUGAAGAAUUCUACUAACUUAAAAAUGCUUACGCUACAUGAAAAUCCGUGGACAUGCAAUUGCGACGACAGAGAUUUUUUAAACUUCGUUCAAACCAGAGUCGCGAAAAUUUCCGUUCCCUCGAUGAUCACUUGCAAGGAUAUGACCAUUCCAAUGUUAAAGAUGACAGCAACAGAUUUUUGUCCAGCAGACAUCGCGAUGAUCAUAGGAAUCAGUCUGGCAAUAGCGUUCACGGGAUUGAUCAUUGGUCUGUUAGCAGCAUUGUACUAUAGAUACCAACGAGAAAUUAAAGUGUGGUUGUACGCGCAUCAACUUUGCUUAUGGUUGAUAACCGAAGACGAAUUAGAUAAGGAUAAAUUGUACGACGCGUUCAUAAGUUACUCGCACAAAGACGAAGACUUUGUUGUGAAUGAAUUGGUAUCGAAAUUGGAAAAUGGCCCGAGACCAUUUAAAUUGUGUCUCCAUUUCCGUGACUGGAUAGCUGGGGAGUGGAUACCAACGCAAAUCGCUCGUUCUGUCGACGAUUCGAGGAGAACUAUAGUAAUUUUGUCGCCAAACUUUUUAGAAAGUGUUUGGGGACGAAUGGAAUUCAGAGCCGCCCACUGCCAGGCACUCAACGAAGGCAGAGCAAGAGUUAUUCUAAUUAUAUACGGUGAGAUAGGUUCCACAGAUGACUUGGAUCCAGAACUUAAGGCAUACUUGAGCAUGAACACAUAUGUGAAGUGGGGGGACCCGUGGUUCUGGGAUAAAUUGCGAUACGCGCUACCACACUCCCCAAAAUUUGCAAAUAAUACAGUUAAAAGGAACAUUUUUGAGGAGCAUCAACCGAGUAUUCGAAUCAACGAUGAAAAGAAAGAACUUAUUUAUCCCGUUGGUGGCCCUGAGACGCCACCCGCGGCAAGCACUCCACCAGCGGAUAGCUUGAAAAUAUUUAUACACGAUGAGAAAAUAAAUGGCGAAGAAAAUGGCUCUAAAAAAGUAGCUGAAUUAAAUGGCAUCGCGAAGCAUAAAUUUUCGCCGGAAGAAUUGAUACAGAAUAAUCUUAUUAAUAAAUCACAAUGUACCACUGUAUAACGAGGCGCAGAUAUAAGGACUGACACAAGAUCUUCGGGAUUAAACUUAUUCAAAGUGGAACCUCAGAAAUCAUUGCUUAAUAGGCGGUUCUUGUAUGUUUCAAUAUUUACAAAUAGUCAAAUUUUACUUAAAACGGGUAUAGUUGAGACGAAAGAACAAAAAUCUUUGAAACAAGAGACGAUACACUUUAGGUAAGAUGUGCUAUUUCUGAAUAUUGUCAGAUCUCUUUCAGAUAUGUGGGAUAUUUCUGAUUAAUUAAUUUCAAUCUUGAAAUUUGUAUCAGUACAUACGUGUACUUUCAAACGAGUGGCGAUAGCUGUUGGUAUGUGGUGCAAUGCCAAAAAUAUUUAUUUUAUAAGAGUGACACAUCUAACUUGUCUAUUGUUUAAAUUUAUUUAGUUUUUAACCUUUCUGAACUUGGAGGUUUCACUGAUCAUUGAACACGAGAUUCGAUCAUUUUUCCGUAAUUAGCAUCAACCAUACCUCUCUAUGCAGUUCUUAGAUUCAGAUAAUGUUCGCCACCUCCUAGACCAUCGUCAAUAUUUAUGUAGCGAAGGGGUUACUAGAGUUCAGGAAGGUUAAAUAAUACAGAUAAAUAUUUAAAACAAACAAUACACAACGACUGAAGAUAUUUAGUUAUAGAAAACUACUCCAUCAUUGUAAAUACGUAUCUUUUUGUAAUUUUAUAUGCAUAUAAAUUUGGAACAUGUUGCCAUUAUCAUUCGAAUGCAUAAUCAUUAUAGAAAUAGAAUGAAUAUUACAUUGACAAUUUGUAGAAUUAUUUGCGAGACGCGGGCGUUAGUAAUCUUUAGUAUGCAUUUUAUGUGUGCAUACUAUGUAAUUUUAUAAAGCAUUUGUACACUAACGUUCAUUUCUUUUAUACCGCAAUAAUUUAGAAAAUGUUAUUACAAUUACAAAUAUACCUCACAAUGUUCUUAUGCUUUGUUAGAUUUUACGAUGAUAGUUAAAGUUGUAGUAUCAUAUAAAAAAAUCCAUAUACAUUAAUAAAUGAUCAUUGUAAUGUAAUUUCAUCACGUUAUCAUCACGCAUUGAUUUAUGCUGUACAGGGACAUGUAUUAUUAUACAUUUAUAAACUAAUUGCUCUAUUUUAUGAGCACAAAAAACUUGUUAUAGCCAUUAUUGUAAGUCAUAAAUAAAUCAAUUGUAUUUUAACUGAGAAUUAUGAUACCAAUUAGAAGUAUUGAGUGGGAAACUAAAUAAAGAAUCUCAUAAUAAAUUCUUAAUUUUACAUUAAAUACUUGUAGCUAUAUUGUAAUUUAAUGUUAAGAUUAUUUUAUUAUGCGAUUGACACCAAAUGAGUACCUGAACAAUAAAGACUCAUGCAAAGCUUAA
This is a messenger RNA of Hylaeus volcanicus, 4911 nucleotides long. RefSeq names its product protein toll-like (gene Tl). NCBI's taxonomy places the organism in Eukaryota, Metazoa, Arthropoda, Insecta, Hymenoptera, Colletidae. Gene Ontology annotation, molecular function: transmembrane signaling receptor activity; protein binding. The transcript has 6 exons. Gene Ontology annotation, biological process: immune response; toll-like receptor signaling pathway. The record is from RefSeq and is a predicted model, not a curated record. Gene Ontology annotation, cellular component: membrane. Bases 322 to 3558 code for a protein of 1078 amino acids.